AUGAAUCUCGAGGAGUUUCUAGCGAUGGAGUUAAAUCGCGACCGCUACGAAAUCGUCGAUCUACGGGCGUUGGAUUACGUCUCCAGUUACGACGACCACCUUAUGUGUCCAAUCUGUCACUGCCCCUUUAUACGCCCUGUCCGCCUGCAAUGCGACCAUAUUUUUUGCCAGAAAUGCCUCAAUACUGCCAUCACCAGUUUCGGACCCAACCGGGACGACUUCACAUGCCCUAGUUGCCGGACACCCACCAAAGGCGUGUACCUUGACGUACCUCGACUUCUAAGCAACAUGUGCGAUGAUAUCCGUGUCAAGUGUCCGUUUCUGACAGAAGGCUGCAAGGAAAUCAUUCCUAGGGGCCAUGUCCAGUCCCAUGUGGACAAAUACUGCGGCUAUAAACUUAUGGACUGCCCGGCCACCCUCUGCGACAAGAAAUCUCGGAAGAAGGACUUGAAUCCUGAAAAUCGAUGCAUGCACGAACUUCAGAAAUGCUUCGGAUGUGAGGGUGAGAUCAUGGAACAGGAUUACGAGGAGCAUGUGAAAGAGCUUUGUCCAAGCCUGAAAACAACAUGCCCUGACUGCCAAACGAUGGUGUUUCGGAAAGCAUUGAGAGAACACAUUGAUGCCUGUUCCGAAGCGAUUCACCCGUGUACUGCGUCGAGAUACGGCUGCCCCGUCAAAGUCAAGCGUGCGGAACUAAUGGUGCACGAGCAAAGUUGCCCCUUGAUCACAAUGGGCCCCUACUUCGACGCCCAGAAUUCACGGCUCGACUCAAUGGAGCUGACUAUCCGUCAUCUCCAGCAAAGGAACGAGCUCUUUGAGGACGGAUUGGCCAAUAUCCGUUCAACAUUGCUGGAAUCGACCCGGUCUAUUCUGGAAGGGCAGACCCAGCCCCCUUCUGAGGCACACCUUUAUAGGCAAUUCCCAGGGAUGACUGCGAGACACUCGAACGAUACCCCGGUUGAUAGUUCCAGCGUGUAUUCUUCCUAUGCCUCGACGUAUUUGUUGUCACUCCAUGAGUCACUUCGAGAGGAGGUCGUGCAACUAUCGCGUGCAAUCAGCGACCUGGAUGCUCGGGCCAGCAUGGCGAUCAUGAAUGAAUGUCUCCGACUCAAGGAAGACAUGGCCCACACUAAUGCUGCCGUCGGUAGCAUACGAAUGCAAGUACAAUGGCUCAUGAACCCACGCCUCCACCAAGGUCAACGGACAGGGUUGCGUGCCAAUGGUGGCAGUGGUGACCAUGACUCAAGGCCGACGCCAGGUCCCAGCAACCUGCCUGGGCCAUCUGCCGGCCUGCUUCGGCCCCGCAGGUUAAGUGACAGUGGGCGCGAAGGGACCAAACUAUGA
Molecule: messenger RNA, 1344 nt
Organism: Aspergillus tanneri
Lineage: Eukaryota; Fungi; Ascomycota; Eurotiomycetes; Eurotiales; Aspergillaceae
Product: putative TRAF-like signal transducer
Exons: 2
Coding region: 1-1344 (447 amino acids)
Molecular function (GO): zinc ion binding
Source: RefSeq, a predicted model, not a curated record